GUGCAAACAGUUUGGACAGAUGAGAAGCACAGAUCAUAUCUUGAUUCUUUAGAAGCAUCUUUUGUCCAAGAGUUGCAUCAAUAUAGGCACUUGCGUGCUUCGACCUCGAAACAGAAAACACGUAGGAAGCAGAUCACGCCUAAUAUAUCUUCUUCAGAGGUGAGGCAAUACAGCCACAGCAAGAGUGGGAGAAAACAAUGUAAUCUGGAAGCACCUGAUCUCCUUGAAGAAUGUGGAAGUUAUAGUGAUAGGAGACACUUAAGGUACAUGGCAAAUCCCUGUGGAUUUGCAAGAAGUUCACAGCAGAUCUCUACACGCAGUGGUGAUUCUGUUGCAAUUCUUACAGAAGUUUCAGAUCAAAACUUUGUGGAUAAUCAUCCAGGAGAGUUGUCUGGUGGCAUAUCUAAUGCAAAAAGGUUAAAGAGAGCUACUACUGAUUCUUCGAGCAACAACCAAGUAAAACUACUCUUUGGAAAACUAACCAUUGCAUCUUACGAAUUAUCCGAGACUGAAUUUACUGCCAUUUGAUAUCUUAGGUUGUACCAUAUAAGAGAUUAUCAUCGGAAAGAUAAGAGCCAAAUGUCUGUCUUCACAACACCCUCAGAACUCUGUGCCUCCAACUUCAGACUUGUGGUACUAUAUAAGAAGGAGUUGACAACAUCCGUUCCAACACGUGAAAACAUUGGCUUUUCAUGCUAGCAACCAAAUGCGACACGACACGGUUUUGUUUUACGUUCAAAGAGCAUUGUAAAGAAACUGAAUAAGUAAUCAUUGGAGGUCAAGCACGUCAGGAACUGGUGCUUUCCAAGUUUAGAGAGUGGCUUGUGGAAAGGAUUUGACAGCAACAAUUCUUGACCAGAAGAUCCGCGGCAGGAAGGAGAAAAUAUGUUUGUGUAUGGUACAAACUAAACUUUUUUCCCAGUUCAAGUAUCUAUUGAGUGAAAUAUAUGCCAACCUUUUCUUCUUUUCUCA
Messenger RNA from Momordica charantia (bitter melon), 972 nucleotides. The record is from RefSeq and is a predicted model, not a curated record. NCBI's taxonomy places the organism in Eukaryota, Viridiplantae, Streptophyta, Magnoliopsida, Cucurbitales, Cucurbitaceae.